GGCUAAACAAAAAUCUUCCUGGUUCAUUUCCACUUAGGAACGCAAAUGUUUUAUGUGACUGAAUGGCUAUAUUCCUUUUACUUUUGUUGAAACAACUAGCCCACACUAGUGGAUAUGACCAUCUAUCAUUCAAUAAAACCACUGAACAUAGCCAAAACUAUAAUAAUUGUUAUUUGGCUAAAUAUUGUGACAUAUAUCAUUCACGAAAUGCUGUGGAUAGAAACAAUGACACUUGUACAAGAACUAGACCAAUUGAACCUAGUAAUUGGUCAAACCAAACAUGGUGGUAUGUAGAUUUGGGCGGUAUCUACAACGUUUACAAAGUUAACAUAAUAUUUAGGCUGUAUGAACCAAGACGUGAACUUAGUCAAAGAGGUCGCUUUGCUGGAUUUUCUCUCUAUUUAUCCAAUUCUACGAAUAUUGACGAAGGAUUGCUGUGUUACAAGGAUGGCCCUGAUUUACCUCCACUGGACAUCAAUGUCACGUGUUCAGGUCAUGCUCGAUAUGUAUUCUACUAUAACGAAAGAUUACCUGGAGUUAAAUACCCUGAAGGAUAUCAAAUGCUUUCUUAUACAGAGUUAUGCGAAGUGAUUGUCUUGGGUUGUAGAUCCGGGGUAUAUGGUGAAAACUGCAAUUUGCAGUGUUCAGAAAAUUGCUUCGGAGAAAUGUGUGACAUUGUGAAUGGAACAUGCUAUAGCUGUAAGCCUGGAUGGAAGGAGAAUUUCUGUGGACAAGAAUGUACGUCGGGGACAUAUGGAGUAGACUGUAAAUAUCAGUGCUCUGGGCAUUGCCUGAAUGGGCUACCUUGCAACCACGUGACUGGCAAAUGUCCUGAUAAAUGUGCAGCGGGUUGGACUGGAAAUUUUUGUGGAAAACAAUGUGCUCAGGGAAAAUAUGGCCCAAAUUGUGUCCUCAACUGUAGUGGUCAUUGCAAGGAUAAUGUUCCGUGUAAUAAAGAAACAGGACGUUGUGAUACAGGGUGUAAUACUGGGUAUAUAGGAAGAUUCUGUAGUGAAGCUUGUGACUUUGGAAGAUUCGGAGACAAAUGUACGAAUAUUUGCAGCGGACAUUGUCUUUACAAUGAAACUUGCAACCACGUCAAUGGAAUCUGUAGCAAAGGCUGUGCUCCUGGAUAUUUUGGAUCCUUUUGUAGUAAAGUUUGUCUUGAUGGCUCGUACGGUCUAAACUGCUCUGGAAUUUGUUCUCCUAACUGUAUUGGUACUUGUGGAAAAAGCGAUGGUUCCUGUAAAUGUGUACCUGGAUUUACUAACUCCCCAAAUUGUUCAAAGGAAUGUCCUCCUGGAUUUUACGGUGUAAACUGUAAAUAUAGAUGUAGCGGUAAAUGUGUCCAUGAAGAAACCUGCAGCAGAUAUGACGGAAGUUGCUCUCUAGGGUGUAAAGAUAAUUAUGUUGGCCUAGCUUGUGACUUUCUUCAGGAUAGUUCCACAAGUGCAUCAACAGUAGGACUUUCCAUAGUCGUUGCAGUAUAUUCAUUAUGUUUGAUAGCUGUCUUUGUUCACUUUUACUUGAGAUCACACAGCUGCAUCACUUUGAAGGAAAGAAAUCCAGAGCUUGCAACUAAAGGCACAAAAAGCGAACAGUAUUCUUCUCCAAAGACCAAUACUUCAGAUGAUAACAUACACAAUUAUCAGGACUUGAAUGUCACCGACGAUAAAAACUCUUAUGAAUUAAUGCAAACAUCCGAAAAUCAGUGUGCUUAUCAGAACCUAGACCUUGAGUAUAAAUGAAUAUUGUUUUCUUUAUUACCCUUCACAACUUGACAGUAUACAAAAGUAAAAGUCUGUAGUAUAUAUUAUUCAAAAUGUAGGGGAUAUUAGAUCUACAAAUCAUCCGGAAGUGAGAAAAAAAAUAAAAAAAACAUUGUUCAAUUAAUUCUGAACCCUGUGUUGCAGCGAGUUCUAGGACAUUGGUAGGAGGUUGUUAGCGUAUCCGCCGUCCAAGUGUUUCAAACAUGCUGCCUUGGGGAAAAGGUCCGGACUGAGUGCUGAUCAUUAUAAUUUAAAGAUAUUCUGCUUUUUGAGAAAAUCUUCAACGAUUUGGAUCUUUUCAAAUCUGGCAUUGUCAUCUCGAAAAAUGUAACGACAGUCAUAACGACGUGCAAACGUCACAACAUUGGGUUCCAAAAUGUUGUCCUGGUAGGACUGCCCUUUGAUACUUUAAGUCUGUUCUGCCGGUAACGGUAAUACCUCCCCACAUAUUACGGAUCCAUCCCAUACACGCACCAAUCAUGUUUAAUGACGAAAACGCUAUGGAAACGUUCUGCGUCUGACCAGAAAGUCAAAAUUGAACCUGGUCUCAUAAUGUUCUGGCCAGUGACUUUAGAGUUCGUCUCCUUUUGAUUGACUGUUUACAGGGGAAUUCUAAAGGCAAUAGUGCGGAUGAAUCUGUCCUGAGCCUGCGUUGUUGUCCUUGGUCGACCGGAUCGUGAUCUAAAUUGAAAAGACAGCGAUCUUGAAGCACGAUGUCUUGACCAUAAUCUAGUGAUAAUAGACAGGGAAACAUGCAUUGACCUUGCAAAAGCCACCUGUCUUAUUCCAACCUGAAUCAAUCCAAGAGCAUGCAUAUGUACAAUUAAAAUCUUUCUAGGUGUACAUUUCAGUUUAACCUCGCUUGCAAGAUUGUGACACAACGCACUUGAUCAUCAUGAGGAUCUAGUGCAAAUCAUGAGAGUCUGAUUGAUGGGUUUGCGUGAUGAAUUUCUUUUGAAAUACUUCUUGGUUAAGGAAAUAAACAUAGUUUCGCAUUUUUGUGUAUAUUUAAACAUCCUUAUCCUAAUACUAUAGUAUCCCUUUCUUAUUUGAAUAGUAUAUUUACAAUUGUUUAUAGGUACAUGCAAGUUGAUAACAAGAUUAUUCUUCAAAUCAGCUUAUGACUACACUCACUGAUUGUCUAUAUCUAAUGAAGCACUGUGAAAGAGUUUGAUUUUUUUAACUUAGCUAAAUACAUUGAUCUGUAUCUCGCUGGUCUAAAAAAUGGAAAAGACAACUAGAGAGCUACAAUUCAAUCUAAAAAAAAAUGUUUAUUACACUAUAUUACAUGUAUAAAUAUCAUAAACGAUUCGUAACGUUGCAUUUACUAACAAGUUAAG
Saccostrea cuccullata (small rock oyster) is the source of this 3109-nucleotide messenger RNA. Its product is annotated as protein draper-like. The coding region runs from base 63 to 1748 and encodes 561 amino acids. Gene Ontology annotation, molecular function: scavenger receptor activity. The record is from RefSeq and is a predicted model, not a curated record. The transcript has 11 exons. NCBI's taxonomy places the organism in Eukaryota, Metazoa, Mollusca, Bivalvia, Ostreida, Ostreidae.